AUGUUAUAUGUUAAUGAGAAAUUAGGUAAGGAUAUUGUUACAACUACGGGUACUAAAGAUGACCCUUUUGCAACCAGUCCAUUUGCUUUAUUUUCUACUGGUCAAUUGGAUGCAAAAAUAUUAAUUUAUAAAGAUGAAGAAAAUGAUUAUGUUGAAAUUUCUGCCUCUGGUUUAAAAAAGGCUAAAAAAGGUGUUGAAGGGUUAAAAAAAAAAGCUGAAAAGGCUAAAACUACAAUUGCCAAAGUUGAAUCAAAAUUUGAAGAUUUAAAAAUUACUGAAGAUACUUCUUUACCUGCGGCCAAUAAGAUUAAACUUGAUAAAAUUCAAGAAAAUAUUGAUCAAAGAGUUCAAAUUUGUGGUUGGAUUCAUAGAUUAAGAAUUCAAAAAAGUUUAGGAUUUAUUACUUUAAGAGAUGGUAGUGGUUUUAUUCAAUGUGUCGUUACUGGAGAUUUAGCUAAAGCAAAACAAACUCAAGAAUUAACAUUAGAAUCUACAUUAAUAAUCAAAGGUCAAAUUAAUAAAUUACCAGAAGGUAAAUCUGCUCCAAAUGGUGUUGAAUUAAAAGUUGAUUAUUAUGAAAUUGUCGGUUUAGCUCCAGGUGGUGAAGAUGCUUUUACAAAUAAAGUCCAAGAAGGUGCUGAUCCAUCAUUAUUAUUAGAUAAUCGUCAUUUAACUUUAAGAGGUGAAACUUUAUCUGCUGUUAUGAAAGUUAGAGCUGCAUUUUUAAAAUCAAUUAGAAGAUUUUUUGAUGAAGAAGGUUUAACUGAAGUUACACCUCCAUGUAUGGUUCAAACUCAAGUUGAAGGUGGUUCUACAUUAUUUAAAAUGGAUUAUUAUGGUGAAGAAGCUUAUUUAACACAAUCUUCUCAAUUAUAUUUAGAAACAUGUUUACCAGCUUUAGGUGAUGUUUAUUGUAUUCAAGAAAGUUUUAGAGCUGAAAAAAGUCAUACUAGACGUCAUUUAAGUGAAUAUACUCACAUUGAAUCAGAAUUGGCAUUUUUAACAUUUGAUGAUUUAUUAUCACAUUUAGAAAGAUUGUUAACAAAAACAAUUCAAUAUGUUUUAGCAGAUAAAGUUGCGGGUCCAUUAAUUAAACAAUUAAAUCCAAAUUUCGUUGCUCCAAAAAUGCCUUUUAAAAGAAUGGAAUAUAUCCAUGCUUUAGAUUGGUUAAAUGAACAUGGUAUUUUGAAUGAAGAUGGUGAAAAAUUUAAAUUUGGUGAUGAUAUAGCUGAAGCUGCCGAAAGAAAAAUGACUGAUACAAUUAAUGAACCAAUUUUAUUAAUUAGAUUCCCGGUUGAAAUAAAAUCAUUUUAUAUGAAAAAAUGUGAAGAUGAUGAAAGGGUCACUGAGUCAGUAGAUGUAUUGAUGCCAAACGUUGGGGAAGUCACAGGUGGUUCAAUGAGAUCAUACGAUUUGGAUGAAUUACUCGCUGGUUUUACUAGAGAAGGAUUGGACAAAGACGCUUAUUAUUGGUUUAUUCAACAAAGAGUAUAUGGAUCAUGUCCUCAUGGAGGAUAUGGUCUUGGUACCGAAAGAAUUUUAGCAUGGCUUUGUGAUCGUUUCACAGUUCGAGAUUGUUCAUUAUAUCCAAGAUUUUCAGGUAGAUGUAAACCAUAG
Molecule: messenger RNA, 1617 nt
Organism: Insectozyma verbasci
Lineage: Eukaryota; Fungi; Ascomycota; Pichiomycetes; Serinales; Debaryomycetaceae
Source: the annotation of a GenBank genome assembly